AUGGCGGGGACCCUCACCCGGCACAGCUCGGCCGCAGUGCACCCACGGUACGAGCGGGGAUCUGCCACCAACUACAUCACCCGCAACCGGGCGCGGAAGAAGCUGCAGCUGAGCCUGCCCGACUUCAGGCGCCUCUGCAUCCUGAAGGGGAUUUACCCCCACGAGCCCAAGCACAAGAAGAAGGUGAACAAAGGCUCCACGGCAGCCAGGACUUUCUACCUCCUCAAGGAUAUCAAAUUUCUCCUUCAUGAGCCCAUCGUCAACAAGUUCCGGGAGUAUAAGGUAUUUGUCCGGAAGCUCCGGAAGGCAUACGGGAAGAGCGAGUGGAGCACCGUAGACCGGCUGAAGGACAACAAGCCUAGCUACAAGCUCGACCACAUUGUGAAGGAGAGGUACCCAACCUUCAUAGACGCGCUGCGAGACCUGGACGAUGCCCUCUCUAUGUGCUUCCUCUUCUCUACCUUCCCGCGGACGGGCAAGUGCCACGUCCAGACCAUCCAGCUCUGCCGGCGCCUGGCCGUGGAGUUCCUCAACUAUGUCAUCGCCUCCCGCUCCUUGCGCAAGGUCUUCCUCUCCAUCAAGGGCAUCUACUACCAGGCCGAGGUGCUGGGGCAGCCCGUCACCUGGAUCACCCCUUACACCUUUGCCCAUGAUCACCCCACGGACGUGGAUUACCGUGUGAUGGCCACCUUCACUGAGUUUUACACCACCCUCCUGGGCUUUGUCAACUUUCGCCUCUACCAGUCCCUCAACCUGCUCUACCCCCCCAAGAUCAACGGCCAGGCUGACACUGAGCUGAAGCCUGCAGAGGGCAAGGAGUACGCCAUGGAUUCGGAGAGCUACCUGGAGAAACUGUCGGCUCUGAGCGCCAGCCUGGCCCGUGUGGUGGCACCGACCCACGAGGACGAGGUGGAGAUGGAUGAGUUCCCGGUGGAGGGGGAGACGGCGGAGCAGAUGGACGCGAGGAAGAAGGAGCAGGAGGCCCUGGAGAAGCACAAAAAGCUGUUUGAAGGGCUGCGCUUCUUCCUCAACAGGGAGGUGCCUCGAGAGCCGCUGGCCUUCAUCAUCCGGUGCUUUGGUGGCCAGGUCUCCUGGGACAAGUCCCUGUGCAUCAGUGCCACCUAUGAUGUGAGCGAUCCCUCCAUCACCCACCAGAUUGUUGACCGGCCCCGGGUGGAGCAGCAGGUUGUUGGCAGGUACUACCUGCAGCCUCAGUGGGUCUUCGACUCCGUCAAUGCCAAGCUCUGCCUCCCCGUGGCCGACUAUUUCCCUGGCGUGCUGCUGCCCCCGCACCUCUCGCCCUUCGUGACGGAGCAGGAAGGAGACUACGUCCCUCCUGAGAAGCUGAAGCUGCUGGCCAUGCAGAGGGGCGAGAACCCAGAUGAAGAGAGUGAGGAGGAGGAGGAUGAAGAAGAGGAGGAAGAGGAGGACGACAAUGACAAAGAAGAGGGGGAGGAGGAGGAGGAGGAGUCUGAAAAGGAAGAGGAGAUGAAAUUAAAGAAAAUGGAAGAGCAGAAGACUCAGAGCAACAAGGCACUUCCCGUGAAGGUGACCGCUGGCAAGCUGCGGCUGGAGGACAAGCAGCGCCUGGAGCAGGAGCAGCAAAGCGAGGAGAAGCGCCUGGCUAUCAUGAUGAUGAAGAAAAGGGAGAAAUACCUCUACAAGAAGAUCAUGUUUGGCAAGAAGCGCAAAGUCCGAGAGGCGAACAAACUCGCUGCAAAGAGGAAAGCCCACGACACUGCUGUCAAAGAGGAGAAAAAGAAGAGCAAGAAGGCACGACGAGCGUGA
Messenger RNA from Nipponia nippon (crested ibis), 1788 nucleotides. NCBI's taxonomy places the organism in Eukaryota, Metazoa, Chordata, Aves, Pelecaniformes, Threskiornithidae. The record is from RefSeq and is a predicted model, not a curated record.